Messenger RNA from Hemiscyllium ocellatum (epaulette shark), 1719 nucleotides. Its product is annotated as EGF-containing fibulin-like extracellular matrix protein 1. The transcript has 11 exons. Gene Ontology annotation, molecular function: calcium ion binding. Bases 140 to 1477 code for a protein of 445 amino acids. NCBI's taxonomy places the organism in Eukaryota, Metazoa, Chordata, Chondrichthyes, Orectolobiformes, Hemiscylliidae. The record is from RefSeq and is a predicted model, not a curated record.
CUGCCGCUGAACCUCCUCACAAUUUCUUCACAAUUACUACAACUCACACACUCAACACUGCUCUUCCAGCAAGUGAUAUAAAAAAAAGUCAAAGUUGACCAGGAGACUUGUGAAGACCUAUUUUCUUUAAAGAUACAAGAUGUUGCAAUGGUGCCUGCUGGUUGCAUUUAUUUUCCAUACCAUAAGGUCACAGGAGAUCGAUGAAACCAUCACCUAUACGCAGUGUACAGAUGGUUAUCAAUGGGAUCCUGAAAGACAGCAGUGCAGAGAUAUUGAUGAAUGUGAGACCAUCCCAGAUGCUUGCAAGGGAGAAAUGAAAUGUAUAAAUCAUUAUGGAGGAUACUUAUGCCUGCCUAAAACAGCUGUUGUUUUCCUGAACAAUGUGACGACGGCUCCUCCUGCUGUUCCUGGUCGUGCUCCUGUUCCCACUCAACAGUCGUAUGUAAUUUUCCCUCACUUCCAGCCACGUCCAUGUCCAUAUGGGUUUGCACCUCAUGAACAAAACCAAUGUAAAGAUAUUGACGAAUGUGCAUUAGGAAGUCAUAAUUGUGGGCCAGAUCUAAUCUGUGUAAACACAAGAGGGUCAUUCAUUUGUCGCUGCAAACCAGGCUAUCAAAAGCGUGGAAAUCAGUGUUUGGACAUUGAUGAAUGUAACAUAGCCACCUAUUGCCAUCAUGGAUGUGUCAACACACCCGGUUCCUAUUACUGUCAGUGCAACACAGGUUUUCAGCUGGCAAGCAAUAAUCGCACAUGUCGAGAUAUUAAUGAGUGUGAGACAAGUGCCCCAUGUGAUCACCAAUGCUUUAAUAUCGUUGGUUCAUUCAUCUGCCAGUGUGACCAAGGAUAUGAGUUAAAUCCUGACAAAGUUACAUGCAGAGAUGUUGAUGAAUGUGCCUACUCGAGCUACAUGUGUCAGUACCAAUGUAUAAAUGAACCGGGACGAUACUCAUGCCUCUGUCCUGAAGGAUACAAACUCCUGGGUUCCAGGAUGUGCCAAGAUAUAAAUGAAUGUGAAACAGAAAAUGCUUGUCUGGAACAAGAGAAAUGUUGGAACUAUCAUGGUGGAUAUAGAUGUUAUCCUCGAAAUCCAUGCCAUGAGCCUUACACUCAGAUGUCUGAAAAUCGCUGUGUCUGCCCAGCAGUAAAUGCAGCUUGUCGUGACCAGCCUUAUUCCUAUGUGUAUAAAUACAUGAAUGUUCGAUCAGACAGAUCUGUCCCCUCUGAUAUCUUCCAAAUUCAAGCAACAAGUGUUUACCCCAAUACAUUCAACACCUUCCAGAUCAUCUCUGGAAAUGAAGGCGAGUUCUAUCUGAGGCAAACAAGCAAUGUGAGUGCAAUGCUGGUCUUAGUGAAGCCUUUAACAGGACCAAAGGAGUACAUCGUGGAUUUGGAGAUGUUAACAGUCAAUGCCGUAAUGAACUACCGGACUUCCUCUGUGUUGCGGUUGACAAUAGUAGUGGGACCUUAUUCAUUUUAGUUAAUAUAACACUGACAAGAAUAGCCAAAGUAAAGCAUUGAUUACCACAGCAAUUAACAUUUUGGUGUGUUUACGUAAUUUGCUUUAUGAUUCAGUUUAACUUUCACAUUUGUAUUUUUUGUCUUUUUGUACAAAGUGCCUUCAAUAUUGUGUGUAGAGAUAACUUACUGAAAUGAAUAUACAUUACAAAUUAAUAUUUAAAGCUACAUAAAGUUCUAUAAUGUCUGCUAUCCAGCCCAAAA